CGUUGGGUGUGGGGCCUCUGUGGUGGUCCUGAUGUGCCCCAUGCCGCAUUGUCUGUAUCUACAGUCAACACAGAGAGCCACGGCGUGGGGAUCAAGCAGAGUCAGCUCUCUGUGAGCUCCCAUAUUGUACAAGAGGAUGAAUUAUUGAAAGCUGUGCGAAAUAGCGAAUCAUUACGCUUAACUUUUACCCUACAUUUGACGGAAAGCACAUCCGUCGAAUGGGAAACAGUAGUAUGGCGACGUUGUCUUUACAUUCGUGUGCCAAGCUGUCUUUUACCCGAAGGUUCGAAAGAAGGCUUCGUUUCUCUCCUAGAAUAUGCCGAAGAAACACUACGAUGUACAAAUAUCAUUGUUUGCCUGCGUAAAGACAAAGCAGACCGAGCAAUGCUGGUUCGUACCUUCAUGUUUUUGGGCUUCAGUGUUCUACCGCCGACUCACUCCUUGGUUCCACCAGGCAGUGAUGCUGGCAAUCUUUAA
Eufriesea mexicana is the source of this 477-nucleotide messenger RNA. Its product is annotated as ornithine decarboxylase antizyme 1-like. Lineage: Eukaryota; Metazoa; Arthropoda; Insecta; Hymenoptera; Apidae. The record is from RefSeq and is a predicted model, not a curated record. Gene Ontology annotation, molecular function: ornithine decarboxylase inhibitor activity. The annotation marks the transcript as partial. Gene Ontology annotation, cellular component: cytoplasm; nucleus. Gene Ontology annotation, biological process: positive regulation of protein catabolic process. The transcript has 3 exons.